AUGGAGACCCUUCCAGCCUCCUCCUGCUCGCUGGUUCUCCUGGAAAACACAGAAAAGAGCCCCCUUCUUAUGUCCAAUGGUGGCAGUCACCCUCCUGCGGCAGCUGCUAAUGUCAGCCUCGUGGAAGGUUCUGGAGAAGGUGGUGGUGGAGCUUGUGUUGGUCUGGACAAGAAAGGGGGCGUGGUCACAAGGCCUAAGCCGGGAUACCCUGAGCGUGAGACAUGGACCCGGCAGAUGGACUUCAUCAUGUCCUGCGUGGGAUUCGCUGUGGGACUCGGCAACGUGUGGAGGUUCCCGUACCUGUGCUACAAGAACGGAGGAGGCGUCUUCCUGAUCCCGUACAUGCUCAUCGUCUUUGUCGGUGGAAUCCCCAUCUUCUUCCUGGAGAUCGCUCUGGGACAGUUCAUGAAGGCCGGCAGCAUCAAUGUCUGGAACAUCGCUCCGCUCUUUAAAGGUCUCGGUUACGCCUCCAUGGUCAUCGUGUUUUUCUGUAACACCUACUACAUCAUGGUGUUGACCUGGGCCUUCUACUACCUGAUAAAGUCUUUUAACUCCGUCCUCCCGUGGUCAACCUGUGACAACGUAUGGAACACGCCCAGCUGCAUCGAGGCCUUUCAUCAUCAGCAAUGCAGAAACAGCAGCCUCGCCAACAUCACCAUCGCCAACAACAUGACCUGUGACGACCUGGCCAACUCGCGGUCGCCCGUCAUUGAGUUCUGGGAGAACAAGGUGCUGAACAUCUCGCCGGGUCUGGAUGUUCCUGGGAGCUUCCACUGGGAGCUCAUGCUGUGUCUGAUGUUCGUCUGGGUUCUCGUUUACUUCUGCGUCUGGAAGGGAGUCAAAUCCACCGGGAAGAUUGUGUACGUCACAGCCAUCUUCCCCUACGUGGUCCUGGUCAUCCUGCUGGUCAGAGGGGUCACUCUACCCGGCGCCUACGACGGCAUCAUGUACUUCAUCAAACCUGAUUGGUCCAAACUGCAGGAGGCUCAGGUGUGGAUAGACGCCGGGACUCAGAUCUUCUUCUCCUACGCCAUCGGACUGGGAGCUCUGACAGCGCUGGGCAGCUACAACCGAUUCACAAACGACUGCUACAAAGACGCUUUCAUCUUGGCUCUGAUCAACAGUGGAACCAGUUUCUUUGCUGGUUUCGUUGUGUUUGCUAUUCUGGGCUUCAUGGCCAAUGAGCAGGGAGUCGACAUCUCACAGGUCGCUGAGUCAGGUCCAGGUCUAGCGUUCAUUGCGUAUCCGAAGGCCGUGAGUCUAAUGCCGGUGGCUCCGCUGUGGGCGGCGCUCUUCUUCCUCAUGCUGCUGCUGCUAGGGCUGGACAGUCAGUUUGUCGGCGUUGAGGGUUUUGUGACUGGAAUCCUGGAUCUGCUCCCACAAUACGACCAUCGAUACAAAAGGGAGAUCUCCGUGGCGAUAUGCUGUUUACUGUGCUUCAUUAUUGAUCUCUCCAUGGUGACACAGGGAGGGAUGUACGUCUUCCAGUUGUUUGACUACUAUUCGGCCAGUGGAAUGACUCUGUUGUGGCAAGCAUUCUGGGAAUGCAUAAUAGUUGCCUGGGUCUACGGUGCUGACCGCUUCAUGGACGAUGUGGCUCGUAUGAUUGGCUACCGCCCUUGUCCCUGGAUGAAGUGGUGCUGGUCCUUCAUCACUCCAUGUGUCUGCCUGGCUAUCUUCCUGUUCCACCUAAUCAACUACAAACCUCUGACCUACAACAACGUGUACGUGUACCCAUGGUGGGGCGAGGUGAUUGGCUGGUGUAUGGCUUUGUCCUCCAUGCUCUGCAUCCCCGUCAGUGUCCUCUACAAACUGUUCAGAGCCAAGGGAACAUUCAAAGAGCGCUGGGCCCACCUGACCACUCCGGUGUGGGGGGCCCAUCACCUGGAGUAUAUGGCCCCCGACGUCAAAGACCUGGCGCUGAUCUCACCCGGCACCGACGACAUCAUCAUCUUAAGAGAGUGUCAUGUAGUCUGGGCUCCACCAAUCCCAGAGCUGUGA
Molecule: messenger RNA, 2001 nt
Organism: Limanda limanda (common dab)
Lineage: Eukaryota; Metazoa; Chordata; Actinopteri; Pleuronectiformes; Pleuronectidae
Product: sodium- and chloride-dependent creatine transporter 1-like
Exons: 13
Coding region: 1-2001 (666 amino acids)
Biological process (GO): sodium ion transmembrane transport
Cellular component (GO): membrane
Source: RefSeq, a predicted model, not a curated record